Carassius carassius (crucian carp) is the source of this 3524-nucleotide messenger RNA. RefSeq names its product NACHT, LRR and PYD domains-containing protein 12-like. Gene Ontology annotation, molecular function: protein binding. The record is from RefSeq and is a predicted model, not a curated record. Lineage: Eukaryota; Metazoa; Chordata; Actinopteri; Cypriniformes; Cyprinidae. The transcript has 14 exons. The coding region runs from base 127 to 3510 and encodes 1127 amino acids.
AGUGAAAGUAACAGUUAGAGGAGGCAUAUUAUUUCCCUCAAAAUAACUGCGUCACUUUAUCCUAGCACAAAAAGUGAUCAGUAGAGGAGAUAAUCAGAUGCACCAGUACAGCUCUGUGAGGACAGAAUGAGUCAAGUUCAAAAAACCAAAGAUGGAGAUUUUUCUCCAGGAUGCAGUUCACUCCAGCAGAAGAGAUCAGAUUCACCAGAGCCCAGCUGUGUGUCCAUGAAGAGUGACUGGUCUAUAGAUCCUCCUCCAGCAAUGAAGGGUGGAGACAGGUAUAGUGUCAGUUCAAUCCAGCAGAAGAGCUCAGAUUCACCAGAGCCCAGCUGUGUGUCCAUGAAGAGUGACUGGUCUAUAGAUCCUCCUCCAGCAAUGAAGGAUGGAGACAGGUAUAGUGUCAGUUCAGUCCAGCAGAAGAGAUCAGAUUCACCAGAGCCCAGCUGUGUGUCCAUGAAGAGUGACUGGUCUAUAGAUCCUCCUCCAGCAAUGAAGGGUGGAGACAGGUAUAGUGUCAGUUCAAUGCAGCUGGAUAGAUCAGAUUCAGCAGAACCCAGCUGUGUGUCCAUGAAGAGUGACUGGUCUAUGGAUCUUCCUCCCAAAUUAAAGGGUGGAGACACACGGACGAAUCUCAGUUCAGUCCAGCAGAAGAGCUCAGAUUCAGCAGAACCCAGCUGUGUGUCUAUGAAGAGUGACUGGUCUAUGGAUCCUCCUCCCAAAUUAAAGGGUGGAGACAUGCAGCUGAAUCUCAGGCGAACCCUGCAAUCCAGAUCAGAUGAAAUAGAGCCCUUCUGUAAAAAAAUGAAAUAUGAUGAGUCUAUGAAUGAACCACUAGACUUUAAUGAAAGCAUGGGUCCUGGUGACAGCCAUGAAGUCCUCAAAACAUUCAGGUUAAAUCUGAAGAAGAGGUUUCAGUGUCUUUAUGAAGGAAUAGCAAAGCAAGGAAACCCAACACUCCUGAAUGAGAUCUACACAGAGCUCUACAUCACAGAGAGUGAGAGUGGAGAGAUCAGUAAUGAGCACGAGGUUAGACAGAUUGAGACACAAUCCAGGAGAGCAGCAACAGAGGACACAUCGAUCAAAUGUAGUGACAUCUUUAGACCUUUACCUAGACAAGACAAACCCAUCAGAACUGUGCUGACAAAGGGAGUCGCUGGCAUUGGAAAAACAGUCUCUGUGCAGAAGUUCAUCCUGGACUGGGCUGAAGGAAAAGAGAAUCAGGACGUCCAGCUCAUAUUUCCACUUCCUUUCAGAGAGAUCAAUCUGAUGAAGGAUAAAACACUCAGUCUUUCAGAUCUCAUUCAGGUCUUUUUCCCUGAAACAAAAGAAAUGGAAAUAUCCAGUGAUGAAUAUAAAGUUUUGUUCAUCUUUGAUGGUCUGGACGAGUGUCGUCUGUCUCUGGAUUUUCAGAGUGAUGUGAGGUUGUGUGAUGUAAGUGAAUCAGCAUCAGUGCACGUGCUGUUGACGAACCUCAUUGUGGGGAAUCUGCUUCCCUCUGCUCUCAUCUGGAUCACCUCCAGACCAGCAGCAGCUGAUCUCGUCCCCUCUGAGUGCGUCCAUCGAAUGACAGAAGUACGAGGCUUCAAUGAGCCACAGAAGGAGGAAUACUUCAGGAAGAGGAUCAGUGAUCAGAGUCUGGCCGAUAGGAUCAUCUCACACCUGAAGUCAUCAAGGAGCCUCUUCAUCAUGUGCCACAUCCCAGUGUUCUGCUGGAUCUCAGCCGCUGUUCUGGAGAAGAUGUUGAGUCGAGCAGAGAGUGGAGAGAUUCCCAAGACUCUCACUCAGAUGUACACACACUUCCUGAUCCUUCAGACCAACAUCAAACAUGAGAAGGACUAUGAGAAGAACGUGACAGAUGAAGACAUGAUCCUCAAACUGGGGAAACUUGCAUACAAACAGCUGGAUAGAGGCAACCUGAUCUUCUAUGAGGAAGACCUGAGAGAGUGUGGCAUUGAUGUGACAGAAGCAUCAGUGUACUCAGGAUUGUGCACUCAGAUCUUCAGAGAGGAGUUUGGCUUGUAUCAGGGGAAAGUCUUCUGCUUUGUUCAUCUGAGCAUUCAGGAACAUCUAGCAGCUCUAUAUGUGCACCUCUCCUAUAAAAACAACCGCUCAAAGUUUUUCUAUGAUAUGUCCUCUGAAUUGUCAGAGUUUUUCACAUAUAAUUUAUCUGAUGUACAUCAGAAAGCUGUGGAUAAGGCUCUACAGAGUAAAAAUGGACAUCUGGACCUUUUCCUGCGGUUUCUUCUGGGUCUGUCAGUGAAGAAUAAUCAGAUUCUCCUACAAGGAUUAAUGAAACAGCCAAGAAGCAGCUCUGACAGCAAUGAGAAAACAGUUGAGUACAUUAAGAUGAAGAUCAGGACCAUUGACUCUCCAGAGAAAUCCAUCAAUCUGUUCCACUGUCUGAAUGAACUGGGUGAUCAUUCACUAGAGGAGGAAAUACAACAGUACCUGAUAUCUGGAACAAUAAAGCAAGUUAAACUCUCUUCAUCUCAGUGGUCAGCUGUAGUUUUUGUGUUGUUGACAUCAGAGGAGAAGCUGGAUGAGUUUAGGCUGAAAGAAUAUGUUGGAGCAGAAAAUAAAGCUGAUCACGUUCUUCAGAAGUUGGUGCCUGUGAUUAAAGAAUCCAGAAGAUCAAAGUUGUGUAAGCGUGGUGUCACAGCUGAAGGUUGUGAUUAUCUGGUUUCAGUUCUGAGAUCAAACUCCUCACAACUGAGAGAACUAGAUCUGUCUGACAAUAAACUAGGAGACUCUGGUGUGAUGCAUCUUUCUUCUGGACUCAAGAAUCCUGACUGUAAAUUAGAGAUACUUGGGUUGAGUAACUGUGGUCUAGCAGAUGAAGGUUGUGCUGCGCUGACUUCAGCUCUAAGAUCAAACCCCUCACACCUGAGAGAACUGGAUCUGUCUGAGAAUAUACUAGAAGAUUCUGGUGUGAAGCAUCUCUCUUACGGAUUCGAGAAUCCUCACUUUAAACUAGAGAUACUCAGGUUGUAUGGUUGUGGAAUCACAGAUGAAGGUUGUGCUGCUCUGGCUUCAGCUCUGAAAUCAAACACCUCACACCUGAGGGAACUGGAUCUGUCUGACAAUAAACUAGAAGAUUCUGGUGUGGGUAUACUCUCUUCUGGACUCUUGAACCCUGACUGUAAAUUGGAGAUGCUUCGGUUGAUUGAUUGUAGAAUCACAAAUAAAGGUUGUACUGCUCUGGCUUCAGUUCUGGAAUCAAACACCUCACACCUGAGAGAACUGGAUCUGUCUGACAAUGAACUAGAAGAUUCUGGUGUGGGGAUACUCUCUUCUGGACUUGGGAAUCCUGUCUGUAAACUGGAGAGCCUCGGGUUAAGACAUUGUGGUGUCACAACAAAAGGUUGUGCUGCUCUGGCUUCAGCUCUGAGAUCAAACCCCUCACACCUGAGAGAAGUCAAUCUGAAUGUGAAAGAACUGCGAAAAUCAGGACGUGAACUGCUUACUGUUCUAUUAAAGUCUUCAUUUUAUAAACUAGAGUCACUGCUGUAAGUAAUGAUAAUUAA